AUGACCGAUGACGGACUACAUCCGAACAAGCGACGCAGAGUAGGCCGGAAUGGCGAGGGCAAUGCGCGUCGGAUCUGUCCCCACUGCGGGCGUGCGUUUAAGCGGACUGAACACCUGGAGCGCCACAAACGGACCCACACCAAGGAGAAGCCCUUCUCGUGCCAUUGUGGCUCUUCCUUUUCGAGGCGAGAUCUCCUCACGCGACAUCAGCGGGUGGCUCAACAUGAGGAGACCGAUUCCGACGUUAGAUCUGGAGGCCUGUCACGAGUGGUAGAGCAUGGUGGUGCUGCUGAUGAAGCAGUAUCUACUGUAACUGCACCUAGACUCGGGGAUGAUGCUCGAAUUUUCAUGAGGUCUCAGCCAUGGACGCAGCUUCCUAUCCCAGCAGUCGUGGGAGAUCAAAGUCAGCAGCUUGGCUUCAUGGACACAAGGCAGUAUGCCCCUGAUAUUCUACAUACGCCUAUGAUUGACAGUGGGAUUGACUUCGAUAUACACUUCCGAGAAUUCACUAGCUUCCUUGAUGGUGUUGGUUUGCCUACUGGAUUGAGUCCCCUAUUUGACUCUGACAGGCAUGCCGAAGCAUUUGGAACCAGACCACACGAGGGAGGUAAUGAGACCACUUCACUCAGACCAAUGGCAGCAACAAGAGCCGGGACGCCAUUCAGCUCAUGGUUGCCUUCCGCCCCAAGCAUGAACAGGAUGUCAAACUACGCGUCUGACACCGAUAACCCUCGUGCUGUCGACCCCGAGGCCCAACUCUUCAAAGUAACUGAAGAUCAACAUUCCAGGCUCAAAUCCGCACUUAAUAAACAUUCUCACCUACUAGACCCUGCUUUCUUUCUCCCCUCGCGGCACGCCCUCACUCGUUACAUAACAUCGUUCUUCGGCGGCUUCCAUUCCCACAUGCCUUUUAUUCAUGUGCCCACAUGGCAUAUCCAGGAACACUCAAUUGAGUUAGUACUCGGAAUGGCUGCCCUUGGCGCGCAGUACUGUUUUGAGAGGAAAGUAUCUGAGCAGCUGUUUUUCGCCGGGAAAGCAGUGAUAACAGAGCGGCUUGGAAAGCGUGCUGAAAUUUACAGGCUGUCCACAAGGACUAGUUCAUCAACAAUCAACUCAGUUUUACAAAACAGUGAUCGAGACAGCGAUAAUCAACAUGCAUCGUCAAUUGACUCUGUAAGAGCGUUAAUUAUGCUGAUGGGGUUUGCGACAUGGGAGCCUAAAGCCUCGACAGUGCAGGAAUCAUUCGCACUGCAAGAUCUGCUUAUACAUGUCGUGAGGGAUGUUGGCCUUGACGACGUGAAUUGGCUUACGCCAAUAGUCGAGCAGAGUGAUGACGCCUCUUUAGGACAGAGUUGGCGAGCAUGGAUCGAGCAGGAGGCCAGCCGGCGAUCCAGGUUGAUUGCCUUCUCAAUUCUUCACACCCACAGCAUUGCAUACAAUGUCUAUCCUACCCUUCGCAGCAACGAGGUCAACCUCAGGCUACCAUGUUCAACCAAGGAGUGGAAAGCCCCGACUGCGGCUCUCUGGCGUGCUGCGACGAAAGAAAUUCAGAAGUCACAGCUUUACUUCAAGGAUGCCCUAUCCCUGCUCUUGAAGAAUAGGAACGAAGGUGCCCCGCUGGAUCCAAUUCCAACGCCGCUGGGAAACUACGUACUCCUACACGGUCUGCUCCAACGUAUUCACAUCGUCAGAGAUCUGAGCCUACCGGUCAUGAACAACACAGCAGCCUUACCAAGAGAAGAAGUGGAGAAGCUCGAACGUGGCCUCCGCGCCUGGACCACAGGCUGGCAACAGGCCCCCGAGUCCACGCUCGACCCCAACAACGAGAACGGUCCCAUCCCGUUCACAUCAAGUUCCCUCCUAGCUCUUGCAUAUGUCCGCAUUUACCUGCAUUUAGGGCCAUACCGAGCGCUUGAGACGCGGGACCCCGUUCGCAUCGCCCACGCCAUUGCAUCUAGUCCUGACAUAGAGCGCAGUGACGGCACAAUUGCCGCGCUGCUGUAUGCAACUCAUAUGCUGGGCAUUCCUGUUCGGUUGGGUGUCGAGCGUGUGGCACGGAGUCAGGCCUUCUUUUGGAGCGUGAGACAUUCAUUGUCGAGCCUAGAAUGCGGGGUGCUCCUUAGCAAAUGGCUGGCCAAGCUUGCGGUUACGAUAGGUGACAGUCCGCUGAGCGAUAGCGAAGAUAAGAUUCUGUCCUGGGUGCGCCGAAUUGUCGAAGAGGCGUACUCGGUCAUUGAUUUUGAUGAAGGGGAGUCCCAGUCACCCAAUCUCAUCAACUUCCGUGAUCCGAGAGAUCUCUCCAUCGCUGUGUUGAAGAUUUGGGCUCAUUUUUUCAAGAGUAAUACGCAGUGGCCGUUCAUAAACAUCAUUGGGCAGAGUUUGACCGUGUAUUGUGGAAUCUUGCUUCAGAACAGGCACGGCAGCGCGCAACAAUACUAA
Messenger RNA from Aspergillus calidoustus, 2439 nucleotides. NCBI's taxonomy places the organism in Eukaryota, Fungi, Ascomycota, Eurotiomycetes, Eurotiales, Aspergillaceae. The record is from the annotation of a GenBank genome assembly.